GAGUUACAACCUUGGUCGACCAGAAUCCUUGGCAAUGCAGGAACCAGAAGCUGAAGAGGCUUCAGAGGAAUCCCCGGCUGAAGAGGCUUCGGAAGAGUCAUCAGAGGAGGCCAGCGAAGAAACUGCAGCGGAAGGGGGGGCAGAAGGUGCUGAAGAGGGUGCCGCAGAGGCUUCAGCAGAAGGUGCUUCCGAAGAAGGUGCUUCCGAAGAAGGUGCUUCCGCAGAUGCGGAUGGCGCGGCAGAUGGUGCGGCCGCAGAGGGAGCGGCGGAGGGGGGGGCAACUGAAGGUGCAACUGAGGCCACUUCGGAGGGAACCGAAGCUGCAGCGCCUGCUGCAGCUGGCACAGAGGCUGGAGCAGCAGCAGCUCCUGCUGCAGCCGCUGCUGCGGCAGCAGGUGCUGUAGUAGAGGGCAGCGUCGCUGCUACCACUGCAGCAGUCACCACAGUAGCGGCAACUACGGUUGCUGCAGCUGUAGCUGCGGCAACGACUGCUGUGCCGACCACUGUUGCUUUGGCCACUGCAGCUGGAAAGGCUGGCCACCAUCACCACGUGAAGGCAGUUGCUCCUGGCGCCACAAAGGCUGCCAAAGGCAAAACCGCGGCCAAAGGCGGCAGCACUUCUGGCUCCAGUGUGCCCUGGAAGGGCAUCAUUCUGGUGCUUUCCAUUGUCGCGCUCGUCGUUUUCCUAGGGCCUAAGCUGUACGAGAUGGCAACAGCCAAGCCGCCGCUGCCUGGCCGCCUGAAUGAGAUCAAGAGCGAGCCCUCGGACCAGCAGGUCUGGGCUUCAUCGAAAGCUCGUCAGACCUACAGGAAAUCUGUGCUGGCGGCGCAGUCCAACAAGAGCAGCAGCGACAGCGAGGAUGCUGCUGCAAAGCCAGUUCCGCGAGCGAGCACAAGCAGCGCAGGCUCGAAGGCCAAGGAGGCCAAGGAGGCCAAGGAGGCCAAGGAAUCGAAAGAAGCCAAG
Molecule: messenger RNA, 964 nt
Organism: Symbiodinium pilosum
Lineage: Eukaryota; Dinophyceae; Suessiales; Symbiodiniaceae
Source: the annotation of a GenBank genome assembly